ACUGCAGUAAUCCAGAUCAAUGCAUCCUGAUGCGAUCAGCUCCCGGUGAGUUCAAUGACUGUACGGAGUCCCAAGUGUGUCGACACAAUAGUUCUCGUCCCCGGGUCGUCCGUCGGGUCUCCACCAACAGUCGGGAACGCUGGCGGCAGCAGAACGUUAACGGAGCUUUCGCCGAGCUGCGGCGUCUCAUCCCAACGCACCCCCCCGACAGGAAGCUCAGCAAGAACGAGAUCCUGCGCCUGGCUCUCAGGUACAUCAACUUCCUGGACCGGCUGGCGAUGGACCAGGGCCCUGGGGGGGCCCCCCGGGGCCGAGCGGGGAGCGUGGAGCUGGAGGACGGUCUGCAGGGGGCGAUGUCACCAAACUCCAGCUGUGAGAGUUCAGUGGACUCUCUGAUGGAGGAGCAGGACUGUGGAGGUCUGCAGGUCCUCCACCUCACACCUACAUACAUCUGACAGGCUGGAUCCAGCAGAGACCAGCAGGACGAGUCCAGUCAGACUGAUCCAGGUUGUCAACCUGCAGUAUGCUCCUUUAA
Messenger RNA from Morone saxatilis (striped sea-bass), 535 nucleotides. RefSeq names its product T-cell acute lymphocytic leukemia protein 1 homolog. The record is from RefSeq and is a predicted model, not a curated record. Gene Ontology annotation, molecular function: protein dimerization activity; RNA polymerase II cis-regulatory region sequence-specific DNA binding; DNA-binding transcription factor activity, RNA polymerase II-specific. Lineage: Eukaryota; Metazoa; Chordata; Actinopteri; Moronidae. Bases 30 to 455 code for a protein of 141 amino acids. Gene Ontology annotation, biological process: regulation of transcription by RNA polymerase II. The transcript is spliced from 2 exons.